Molecule: messenger RNA, 723 nt
Organism: Andrographis paniculata
Lineage: Eukaryota; Viridiplantae; Streptophyta; Magnoliopsida; Lamiales; Acanthaceae
Product: cytochrome P450 736A117-like
Exons: 2
Coding region: 1-723 (240 amino acids)
Molecular function (GO): iron ion binding; heme binding; monooxygenase activity
Source: RefSeq, a predicted model, not a curated record
AUGCUCAAUUUUCAGGUGUCCCAGCUUUAUCCAAUUUUGCUUGCUUUAGCAGCCUUGUACCCUGUAAUAUGGUUCCUUUCUCAAAGGUUGUUCCCAAAGGACAAGAUUGUAUAUCCACCUUCGCCGCCAAAAAUUCCAAUCCUAGGGAACAUCCAUCAAGUCGGGGUGAUAUUGCCUCACCGGUCUCUUUGGAAUUUAUGCAAGCAAUACGGGCCUUUCAUGUUCCUCCAAUUUGGUAUAAGAAAAGUAUACGUGAUUCAAUCCGGGGACAUCAUCAAGGAGCUUGUGAAAGACCAUGACAUACCUGUUUCAAACCGGCCGGGAUUGCUGCCUAAUGAAAAGCUAUGGUAUGGCCUCAAGGGCCUCAUCACAUUGCCCUACGGCGAUCAGUGGAAAAAGUUGAGAAACAUAUUUAUGAACCAACUGCUGCAUAAGAAAAGGGCGCAGUCAUUUAAUUCCAUCAGGGACGAGGAAGUCGCAAAAAUGGUAGAAACUAUCAGCAAGCUGAGUUCAAUAGGGGAACCGGUUAAUCUGUCGAGGAUGUUUUCGCUGUCGGCAGCUGGCACCGUUGCUAAAGCCACCUUUGGGGAGGUGUAUGCACAUGGAGCACAAAGUAAUCGGAUAGUACCAAUUCUUGAAGAGAUGGAGAAACUAUCUUUCAAGUUCACUAUCCGGGAUUUCGUUCCAUGGCUCGCCUGGAUUAAUCGGCUGACGGGAGUAUGA